UCGGCUGCUAUAGCCUGGUUCUGCUUGUCACUCACAGAAAUGACCACUUCCUGUGGAAGAAUAAUAGAACCCGCCCAGCCCUGACUUCAGCAUAGUCACACGAAUAGAUCUUACUCCUGCUUCUCUGAUACAAUUACGUAAAAAGCAGCUGAAUAAAGCCUUGGAUCCUGCUGCUGCUUUCAUGUCAGACCUUCACAUCUGUGUCCAGCUGGCAGACCAGCCGCUGACUCCUAAAUCCAUUGUGCACCUCCCCGCACAGGUUUCAUGUGGCCAUCAAGUGUUGGUGGUGAAACAGCUAAUAGCCGCCAUGCUGCCCGACUCACUGCCUGACCCUGAGUUAAUUGAUCUGAUUCACUGCGGUCGCAGGCUUAAAGACGAUCAGACACUUGAAUUCUAUGGAGUCCAGUCUGGAAGCACAAUACAUAUCUUGCGCAGAGCAUGGCCAGAACCUCCACCUAGGCCUGAACCAGUAGACAAAGUUGCUGCCAGCCGCGAAUUUCGAGCUCUGCAUACAGCACUGCACACAGGCUCUGCAUAUCGGAAUGCUGUAUUCAAGCUUCUAGGCAACAGAGAAUCCUUGGAACAGAUAAUUGUGGCCACACCUGGCCUCCGAGCUGACCCUGUUGCCAUGGGAGUUCUACAAGAUAAAGACCUCUUCACGGUGUUCACUGAUCCCAGCAUGCUGGACACACUGGUGUCAUCCCAUCCUGCCCUGGUAAAUGCAAUUAUACUUAUUCUACAUUCAGUGAGUGGCUCCUCUGCCUUACCACCCCCAGAUGCAUCUGCUCACACAGUUCCUCCUACUACUCUCCACAUGCCAGGUGGUUUUUUGUUUGAUGGCCUUUCAGAUGAGGAGGAGGAUUUUCCACAGCAGGCGGCUCAUUCGAUACCAUCCACUAGUACUUCUGGUCUACGUCCAGCUUCCCUUGGCUACACAGGAGCGGCUGGACCUCGCCCUAUAACGCAGAGUGAGCUAGCCACAGCUCUAGCACUUGCCAGUACUCCAGAGAGUAGCUCUCACACCCCAACUCCUGGAACCCAGGGUCAUUCCUCCGGAACAUCUCCCAUGUCAUCCAGUGUGCAGUCAGGAACACCAAUCACAAAUGACUUGUUCAGCCAGGCUCUUCAGCAUGCUCUACAAGCCUCCAGCCAAACGCCACUGCAGAGUCAGUGGCAACCACAGCUCCAGCAAUUGCGUAAUAUGGGUAUUCGUGAUGAAGAACUGAGUCUGAGGGCUCUACAAGCUACUGGAGGGGACAUUCAGGCUGCCCUGGAACUUAUAUUUGCAGGAGGUGCUCUCUAAUGUCAAUUAAAACAUCCUUAGGCCUCUCAGUGUCUGUUCUUCAUCUUUGCUACAAAUCAUUGGACUCAUUCAGCACAAGAAAGAAUGCUGCACAUUCUUUGACAUUAUAAUUGGACAGGUUGUAAUCUUCUGCCUUACCCCCAGUUAUUUAAAUUUGUAUUUGCAUGUAAACACUAUUGUAAAAUGUACCAUAUUCCUUCAAAAUUGAUAUUCUUUUAUCUCUUGAAGUAAGCCAUAAAAAUGCAUGACUCCAGCUGCUAUCUUUGCAGUAUGUAAACCAUUCAUGGGAUGAAAUUUAGGCCCUGGGCACAUGGAGUGUUGGCUCCGCUGCUCUCAGCCUGCAGUAAAGAUGCAGGGAUUGUUCCUUAUAAGAAGCUAUGUAACCUGUACUUUAACUGUAAACUGUAUCAAAACAGAAUACAUGAAAAGGAGCCUGUGAGCUGUGAGAAAACUUGGAGGGUUAGUGAUGUUUAGAGUGUUAGUGUUUACAUACAAAUAGGAAAAUCUUGCAUCACUUGCAUAGUUCUAUCUUUCAUGUCCUUCCACUGACAAUAAUAUGAAAAGUUUCGCUGCAGUACCCCCACUGGGUUCCUUUCAUAAUAACGGCAAUUUUUCUUUUACUUCCUAUAUGACCAUGAGUUUUUUUUCUGCAGACUGAGAGAAGUGGAUCUGCUCUCUUCCAAAUCUCUAUGUACCUGCCUGAAAAUGCCUGCUUUUACGGUUUUUGGAUCUAUCUCCGCUCCAUGUACCUGCACACAGGCAGAAGCUGCACUUUUCAGUGCAGAUCUCCACCUGCAUUAAAAACAGAUGCAGAAAUGUAAAUGUACAUGAACCAUGAAGAAUCAAGGCACAGUUGUGUAUGAAUAAUAAUCGGGGCUAGUUGUCUGUUUAUUUAUCAUUUGUCACUUGUGUAGGUGUUUUUGAAGACACAGUUUGUUUAUUACUGGGCAGCUAACCAUACCAGCCAAUCAUUGAUUAGCUGUUUUGAGGCAGCUUUGAGCACAACAUUGAAAGCAAAAAUUCAGUUGGUUACCAUGGUUUAUUGUCCUGAUGCAAAAUGGGUCCCAGUUGGUACACUUCUGUUGUAUCUGGUUGUAAAGUUGCAACAAAUAUAGCAAAGAGUUGAAAUAUUUUAGCAUUUGCCCAGCUUGACUGCAAAGUCCUGGACCUGUAGGCUCCAAAUUAUUUCUUUAUAAUCAGCUUAGCAGUGGGGGUAGUGAGAUGUUAAGGGUGAGAAGUAGCAAUGUCUACCCUAACAAGCUUUCAGGCUUCACUUAGAAUUAAUUCCAUAGUGGGUUGACCAGUGAAAGAAGCUCACAUGGAUGGAGAAGGCCCAUGCUCGCACAACCUGGCCUUCCAGAAGUUGAAUGCCUGCUGCACACAAUUUAGGGAUCGGCACACUCCCAACUUUUUAUGACAAGAAAAUUUCACUGACAUACAAUGGGAACCUUUCAUAGUAAAAUUGUUUCCAGUACCAGUUGUCCAGGUUAAUAGUCCGCACUCCAGUUGGGGGAACUAAUACUAUUUUGGCCAAAAAAUGCUUCUAGCAAGCACUAGACUGCCCACACUGAAAGGAUUUUACAUCACUUGCAUAUGUGCAAUGAGAGCGCUGGGGCACUCGCUCAAUAGAUGCUCUUUAAUUGUAGAUAGUAUAUUAAAUGAACAGUAACAUGAAAAAAUUUGUGUUUUAAAGGAAUGACAAUAUAAUAUAAUGUCAUGCUGCACUGGUAAAACGAGUGUAUUUGUUUCAGAAACUCUACUAUAGGAUAUAUAAAGAAGCUGCUGUGUAGCAAUGUUGGCAGCCAUUCAUGCACAGGAUACAUUGUAGAUAACCGAUAAGUUCUGAAGAAUCUCAUUGUAUACUACAGAGCUUAUCUGUUAUUUGCUGUGCAACCUUUUUUCCAGUUAGAAUGGUUGUCCCAAUGGAUAGACAGCAGCUUGCUUAUAUAAACUAUUGUAGUUUUUCUAAAGCAUACACAACAGUUUUACCAGUGCAGAGCAACAGUACAUUAUAUUGUCAUUCCUUUAAAACAAUUUCAUUUUUUUGCUGUUACUGUUCCUUUAACACUGCCAGAGAGCCUGCACAAGAGAUAAGGGUACUAUUAAUGUCCCCAAAAUGUAUGCUGAUGGUACUCUGCUGGGUGAUCCACCAAUCAGUCAGCACAGGAAUGGAAUGCCAGUGGCCACAUGGGCGGAUUUAGGUCAGAAAACAACUCAUACAGCCUUGGGUUUCCUUUGGGACAGUUUCAAAUGUCAUAGAAAUAAACAUGCAUACAAUAAUCAAGUAAUACUGAUGUGAUUAAAAAAUUUGAGAGACAAUUAAAACAUUGUAUCUGGCUGCA
Molecule: messenger RNA, 3645 nt
Organism: Xenopus laevis (African clawed frog)
Lineage: Eukaryota; Metazoa; Chordata; Amphibia; Anura; Pipidae
Gene: ubl7.S
Product: ubiquitin like 7 S homeolog
Exons: 11
Coding region: 182-1303 (373 amino acids)
Biological process (GO): ubiquitin-dependent protein catabolic process
Cellular component (GO): cytosol
Molecular function (GO): polyubiquitin modification-dependent protein binding
Source: RefSeq, a predicted model, not a curated record